This is a messenger RNA of Heterocephalus glaber (naked mole-rat), 1964 nucleotides long. Lineage: Eukaryota; Metazoa; Chordata; Mammalia; Rodentia; Bathyergidae. The record is from RefSeq and is a predicted model, not a curated record.
GGGCCCCGUGUUUGAGUACGGAGAGCCAAGUCUAGGGUCUGCAGUCUUUGCUCUCCCUCCCCGGCCAUUCGAAGUGAGACGGUUUGCUUUCGAGUUUCUCCACUGUAAGCUGCAGACGCCAUUUCUGGCGCUGCAGCCGGAGGGCUUGUGGGCGCAGCGCUUGUCCGGAGCGGCCCCGGGGUGCCGGUGGCGGGGAAGGUAGCGGGGGAGGCCGUGCCGAGGUGUGGGCCGGGGAGCUGGGCGGGCGGGCCUUGCGCGCGGCCUUUUGCGCCUCAGUGUCUGCUGUGGAGAGAGCUCUGCUACGGCCCGCUCCCGGGGUGCCGUUGCACACGGGCAGCCCAGCUUCCCCUCACCGAGCUCGUCCAGAGCUCCCCACCCUUCAGGCCUCCUGCGCUUCUUGGUUCCCUGCACGCAGCUUUUCGUCGCCUGGCCUUUUCCAGCUUCUAAGGGCCCAGAAAAGAGGCUGCAUUCCCUGGCUCACAGCCCCUUCCUUCACCUGUAAAGCCAGCUUUGUAGAUCUCUGCAUCGCCUCAUCAUCUCCUGUCUCCUUUUAUGGAUCCUGGUGUUCAUGUUGGACCCCCAUGGGUAGCCCUGGAUAAUCACAUGUGAAGUUUUCAAAAGAAGUGAAGUCAAGAUGAAGAACCAUGUGCUUUUCUGGGGAGUCCUGGCCAUUUUUGUUAAGGCUACUCUUGUGACAGCUCAAGAUGAAGAGGAAUGGACCGUCCUUGCUGACAAUAAAUGUCAGUGUGCUCGAGUUACUUCCAGGGUCAUCCGUUCCUCUGAAAACCCUAAUGAGUACACUGUGGAGAGAAAUAUCCGAAUUAUUGUUCCUGUGAACAACAGGGAGAAUAUCUCUGAUCCCACCUCACCACGGAGAACCAAUUUUGUGUACCAUUUGUCUGACCUCUGUAAAAAAUGUGAUCCUGUAGAAGUGGAGCUGGAUAAUCAGGUAGUUACUGCCACACAGAGCAACCUCUGUGAGGAAGACAGAGUGCCAGAGACGUGCUACACUUACGACAGGAACAAGUGCUAUACAACUGUGGUCCCGCUCACAUACAGGGGGGAGACCAAGAUGGUGAAGGCAGCCCUGACCCCCGACUCCUGCUACCCCGACUAGCAUAAGUCACUGCUAAAUGUGCAGCUCUGUCCUGAGAAGCUCUCUAUUUAGUCCAGAAAGUUAGUGUAUUUACAACCAGUGAAUUUUAAGCCAAAUUUUAAAAUUAAUGCAAGACUAACUUUCCCCUUAAAAAUUGAAGUAAUGGUUUUAUUUAUUAGGCAAUUACUUCUCAAAUCUAAAUAUUAAAUAUCAAUUAUAAUGCUUGUCUGAGGGGUAUGCUUCCUUAAGAUCAUAGUUUUUAGCAUUUAAAAAAAUAGACAAGGAAAGAAAGUAAAACUCAAAGAGUAAAAAUCUGGAGGCAUAAUUAACUGUCCUUUUCUCUUUGCUUGGUUUUGUUUUGGAGAGCCAGAGCAUUUGCACAUUCUAUGCCAUUUUCCUUUUAAAAAGUUUCACUGUGGGCCAGGGAUUUAGCUCAGUGGCACCACUCCUGCCUAGUAGGCAUAAGGUCCUAAGUUCGAUCCCAGGUACCCCCCCAAAAAAGUUUCGCUGUGUAGAGAAAACAUAUGUGUAAACAUAGGUCAAUUAUAUGUCUUCCUUAGAAAAAUGAUAAUUGGAGAACAUGUUCUGGAACUGUGUAUAAAAUUAUUAAAAAUGUAAUCUAAUAUUUAUGAAACCAAUUUGCAGAAAAUGAUAUAAUUUAAAACAUAAUUAAAAGUACAUUUUGACAUAAUAUACAGAUGUGGCAGCAGAACUUCCUGUUUUUGAUAAAGAAUUUUUUUCAACAAUCAGGUUAGUGUAAGAUAUUCCCAUUGGAAAUCAUCUUUGUUGCAACUGAAUCUAAUGUUUUGUUUUCUAAAAUAUGUGUUCUCUAACACAGUUUGAACAAUUAAAUAGAAUCAUAAGCAUA